UGAACUAUUUAAAAGUUUAUUUAAAGUUAGUCCAUGAUUUCUAAAAAUGUGACGUGAACCUGCAUCCUGACGUUAAAUAAAUCCUGCAGUCCGUGAACGCAGCAGGGAUAAGCCACGCCCCUCCCGGUGACCGGCGGCAGUAGUGGUGCGUUCACGGACUUUUUCUUUGAGAGUUUGAAAAGUUGUCAACAGAGAAAGAAAAGACGGAGAAGAAAGAGGAGACGAAGCAGAGUCUGCGCGGCUUCACACGGACUGAGGAGGUGGAGGAGGAGGAGGAGGAGGAUGGGCUGCAGCCACAGUCAAGCGAAGAAGAAAAGCAAAGGCAAGAAAGGAGAGAAGAGCCAGAAAGACAAGAGCAGCCGAGAUGACGGAGGUAAAGGGGCGUCGGCAGAGCAGGCAGAUGUUUGUCUGGAGAAGCAGCUGGAACGCUUUGAGUGGCAGCUGAGGAUUUUAAAGGAGGUGCUCUCGGCCAAUGGGAACCCGGAGAGGGCGGAGCUUCUCAAAGACCACGCCGACGAAGACGUGUGCACCCUCGUCCUGGGCAUCCUCGACAAGGUGAAAACGGAGACGACGGCCGAUUUAAACGUUCUGCACGAACACAGAAGUCAGACUGUGACCGAGGAACACGAGAGACACGUGGACGGUAACGCGCACGCACACACACACACACACACACGCACACACACACACACACUGAAUGAGUCUAUGUUUUCUAUAAUUAGCCUGUUAGCUCAGCGCUAACAGGCUAAUUAUAGUGGAGCUGAUGAAACAGAUUUAGUGAACGACAGAUAACUAGUGUUCAGUUAUUGACUGUUACAAACAUGUAGAGUUUGUAACAGUUUGAACAUGAACACAUGAACGUUAUAUGAACACAUGAACUUUAUAUGAACACAUGAAUGUUAUAUGAACACAUGAACGUGAUGAACUUUAUAUGAGCACAUGAACUUUAUA
Solea senegalensis (Senegalese sole) is the source of this 951-nucleotide messenger RNA. RefSeq names its product coiled-coil domain-containing protein 69-like. The record is from RefSeq and is a predicted model, not a curated record. The transcript has 4 exons. The coding region runs from base 283 to 741 and encodes 152 amino acids. NCBI's taxonomy places the organism in Eukaryota, Metazoa, Chordata, Actinopteri, Pleuronectiformes, Soleidae.